AUGAACAACAGCUAUAUUCCCGCUUUUGAGUGUCGGCACACACUGGUCAAACAUACUAAGCCGUUGAACACUUUGAAAUUAAACAAGGAUGCUACGAUGCUCCUCAGUGGUGCGGAUGACGGGUUGUUACUUGUCUGGAAUAUCCUCCACGGGAGUCUCGAACAAACCAUCUCCGUCACUUUCAAUGGACCUGUCUCUGCCGCUGUCUGGACCCCAAUCUCGCCAAACCGCCCCAGCACUACUUUCGCAUUCGGUUGUGCCGACGGAACGAUGUUUGCCUACCAUCAAACCCAGGAAGAUGAACCUUACCACACUACAUGUUUAGUUCCAGCCCACGACGGUCGUGUCGAAACCCUUGCCUUCGAUACCCAUCACCACCGCAUUGCAUCUGCUGGAAGUGGCUGCGCCAAAGUAUGGCAGUUGGACAUGGAAGGACAUUUCAAACUAAUUCAUACCCUCGAUUCUGACCCAUAUAUCAUUCGAAAUGUCUCCUUCCAUGAAAGAGGCUCAAACCUUCUGAUUUGUUAUUUGGAGUCACACCAAGUGUAUGCAAGCGUUCAACAUCAUUUAAGCUGUGUACUUACGAGACUUGCCAGGCUGUGCAUGAAGAUCGAAAACUGGGUGAAGGAGUGGUGCCACAGUCUGCCCAUGAGGAUCGGACAUGCUACCAUCUCUGGCGACAGUGGGACAUUGAUUGUCUCAAACCUCGUUGAUGGUGUGGAUACAUAUGCAAUCCCACCUCAGGAGCCGCUUCGCUCGUUUCGGCAUCCCAUUAACUCCAACGUUCCGUUGCUCGUUUCCGCCGUCAUGGAUUCCUCUUUGAUUGUAGUGGGGAGCGAUGAUGGCUGUCUGCGGAUCUAUGACCACCACACAGGUCAGCUGUCAAUGUCGUUGCCUCACGGGAAAGGUUUGGUCCAAAUUGUCAAUGCAAUAUCGGACAACGGAAAAUCUAUCCUUGUAACAGGAACAUCUGACACUGAUGACAUUGCGAUCAAAAUAUGGGCACUGAUCAAGGAAAUCGCAGAAGAUACCCAAAAGACUUCACCCCCACCCGUCUAUUCAACAGGAUUAUCCUUCUGGCAGAUAGUUUGCAUUAUCUUAGUCUGUUGCGGUGUUCAAGCUAUUCUUCUCAACCUCCCAUUUGACAGAAUCUCUGACCUUAUACAGAAUUGCCUCAAACUUACACCUCAUUUCCAUCAUUAG
This is a messenger RNA of Laccaria bicolor S238N-H82, 1203 nucleotides long. RefSeq lists its product as uncharacterized. The record is from RefSeq and is a predicted model, not a curated record. The transcript is spliced from 9 exons. Bases 1 to 1203 code for a protein of 400 amino acids. Gene Ontology annotation, molecular function: protein binding. NCBI's taxonomy places the organism in Eukaryota, Fungi, Basidiomycota, Agaricomycetes, Agaricales, Hydnangiaceae.